UGUGAAGCCCCUCCACAACUGAAGUGAAGCCCCUCCCACAGCUGGGAGCGAAUCCGUCUCGUACCGCUGAAGAGACCAGGCAGUGAAGGAUGGAGUUUGUCAGAGUGGUGAUUGGGGACGUGAGUGAUCCAGAACCAUUCACGAUAUUAAAGGAGGACCCCGAGGAACAAAAGGAGCCGGUGGAGGUGAAAGAGGAAAGCCACGAGCUGAAUGAAGUGGAGGAGGAACCUCGUGCGAUCAUAAGCAGCUCAGAGACUGAAAAUAAAAGCCCACAGAAAUCAGCACUCGUCUGUCCUCACUGUGGAAAGACUUUCAGACAGAGAGGACACCUCGACGAUCACAUAAGGACUCACACCGGAGAGAAGCCUUACGCCUGCCUCCAGUGCGGAAAGAGCUUCACACACAAAGGAAACCUUAAGGACCACAUGAGGAUUCACUCGGGAGAGAGACGGUUCGCCUGUCAGCACUGCGGGAAGAGGUUCACGCAUAAAGCCAACCUGACGGAUCACAUCCGGAUCCACACGGGAGAGAAGCCGUUCUCCUGCGACCAGUGCGGGAAGAGCUUCACACACGCCACCAGCCUGAAGACUCACCUGCUGUCUCACUCCGGAGAGCGGCCCUUCGGCUGCGAUCAGUGCGGACAGAGAUUCAUUCUGGCGGCGCACCUGAAGAGACACCUGAGGAUCCACACCAACGAGAGACCCCACGUGUGCUCCUUCUGCGGGAAGAGCUUCUUGUGGCUCUGCUACUUCAAAGACCACCAGAAGAAGCACACGGGCGUGAAAGCUCACGUGUGCUCCGAGUGCGGCAGCGCCUUCACGAGAGCCAGCGAGCUGAAGAUGCACCAGAGGACACACACCGGAGAGAAACCCUACACCUGCUCGUGCUGCGGGAAGAGCUUCGCCGAGUCUGGAAACCUGAAGAAACACCAGCGGGUUCACACCGGAGAGAAGCCCUACCAGUGUCCCUCGUGUGCGGGCAGUUUCAGUCAGUUCAGCCAUUUACUGAGACACUUAAAGCAGCAGAGCUGUCCGAAGCUGACGCAGUUCAUCUUCAGGCCUCCGGGAGAACAAUCAUCCUCCGGUGCGGCACUCACCAUUCAUCCGAAGGUGGAACUCCUGCCAGAAUAACAGCUCCGACUCUGAUAUCUAUAGUUAUAAGACUAACAUGAAGUUUGGGAUCAGAAUGAUUUUUAAUGUUUUUUUAUUUAAUCAAAAUUACAGGAAAAAUUUUAGUAUUGU
This is a messenger RNA of Cyprinus carpio (common carp), 1241 nucleotides long. RefSeq lists its product as uncharacterized. NCBI's taxonomy places the organism in Eukaryota, Metazoa, Chordata, Actinopteri, Cypriniformes, Cyprinidae. The record is from RefSeq and is a predicted model, not a curated record.